Messenger RNA from Diaporthe citri, 237 nucleotides. RefSeq lists its product as uncharacterized. The coding region runs from base 1 to 237 and encodes 78 amino acids. NCBI's taxonomy places the organism in Eukaryota, Fungi, Ascomycota, Sordariomycetes, Diaporthales, Diaporthaceae. The record is from RefSeq and is a predicted model, not a curated record. The transcript has 2 exons.
AUGAUCUUCAGCACCAAGUCCGUCCUCUUCUUCCUCGCCGCUCUGGCGACGGCCAACGCAGCCGUCCUCCCCGGACGGGACAACGUCCUGGACGCGCGUGCCACGGCCCAGGACAUCAAGGGCUGCUACUCGGGCGCAUUCACUUGCGCAAACGCCUGCAACGAGGUGCUGACCAACGAGGGCUACGAGUGCCUCAAGCACGAGGGCGGUGACGACAUCUGCUGUGUGAAGCUGUAA